CAGUGUCAACGAUUAACAUCCGGUUCAUUCAGGUUCAACGCCGAAAUCAAAAUAUUUCCAUAGACGUUAUGAACCUCAACCCGAGUUGAUCUCUUAUUAAAGCUUAUUUUUUAGGUCAUUAUAUCAAGCCAGAUGGCUGCUUUACCUCCGGGUGACCCUCAGCUGGUCGCCAUGAUCGUUAAUCAUUUAAAAACCCAGGGACUUUUUGACCAGUUCAGGAGAGACUGUUUGGCGGAUGUCGAUACAAAGCCUGCGUAUCUUCACCUGAGACAACGAGUGGACAACUUUGUGUCUAAUCACCUGUCUAACCACACAUGGAGUCCUCAACUCAACAAGAACCAGCUGAGGAACAGCAUCAGGCAACUUGUGCUGCAGUCAGGUUUGCUGGAGCAGGGAGUAGAUCGUAUCGUCGCGCAGGUCGUCGACCCCAAAGUUCAGCACAUCUUUCGGCCACAGGUGGAACAUGUCGUCCGUCAGUUCCUGUCUCCCGGCAACCACCUGGAGGAGGAGCCUGUGCACGGCCUUGCACAGGUGAUGGAAAACCAGGAAGCUCAGCUGCUCUCUCCAGCGAUCACCUCGGCUCCAGCCUCAGACUUCACCCCUUGUCAGAGCCACGAUCCCUCUUUUAUAAAGCCACAUGAUGGAGGAGAGGAAGACAUGAGCCUGGUAGAGGAGGAUGAGAAGGAAGGCGAGAGGACAAAAGAGGAGGAGGAACAGGAAGGGAAGUUCGUAGGCGAUGAAGAUGAGGCAAGCAAAGAGCGAGUGAAGGAGGAGGAGAGCCAGGAUGAGACAGAGAUGGAGGUGGAUCAAGAGAGGGAGAAGCAGGAGGAGGUGAAGAAAGAGCAAGAGGAAGAAAUGCGAGAGGAGGAAGAGGAGGGGAAGGAAAAGAAGGGAGAGGAUAAAGAAAGGAAAGGAGAGGACGGGAAGGAUAAGAAAGGGUCGGGGAAGAACAGGGAGGAGAGCGGCACAGACAAGCUGCACAUUCGACAGAAAGCAAGAGAACGACUGAAAGAAGAGUACUCUCUGGAGGACUCGGAUCUGGAGGGGUUGAGCGACAUCACGGUGAGUUCAGUUCACACAAGCGACCUUUCGUCUUUUGACGACGAAAGCGAGGACGAGGAACCGCCUUCCGAAUCCACGGAGGAAGGAGAGAUCACCUCAGAAGAUGAAAAGGUUCAGAAGAAAGCUACCGGAGAUGAAUCUGACGAGAAUAAGGAGAAAAGACCCCGGGGUUCACGUCAGGGCUACAUUCACAAGCCUUUCCUUUACUCCCGUUACUAUAGCGACUCUGACGACGAGGUUACGGUGGAGCAGCGGCGCCGUUCUGCUGCAAAAGACAAAGAAGAAAGACUUUUGAAGCGACAGCAGAACCGGGAGCGUUUCGAGGAAAAAAGAAGGCAGAAGGCAGUUCAGGCAGAACUACAUGAAAAGGAAAAGCUGGAGGUUCAGAGACCUCAAGCGAAAGAAGCACGGAAAGAGAAGAAAGUACUGGAGAAGAAAGUGGCACUCAGCAGAAAGAGGAAGCGAGACUCACGAAAAGAGGAGGACAGGGGCAGCAAGAAGAAGAGCGACGGAGAUCCCGAAUCCGUAAAGAAAGACGAUGCAACGAAGUCUAAAUCAAUCCCACCGAAGCCUGUUAAGAAGCUGUCCGAGGAGGAGCAGCGGAGGAGGAAGAGCUUUUCAGAGGACUCGUGCGAGCCACGCAAAAUCCUCGACAGAAACCGUACGCACUCAUUCAUCCUGGACCUGGAGCUGGGAACCGAGGAGGCGCUCAGACAGAGAGGUGGUGGGAAGAACGAGCGACACGCUCGCCGAGAGAAAGAACGAAAAGAGAACGAGAAAGAGCGUGGCGCGUCGGACGAGAGAGCCAGAUACAAACAGAAACCAGAAAGUAAGAAAGGAGGCGAUUCUGCGGCAGAGGAGAAGGAGGGAGUCGUAUCGAAAGGUCCAGUUGAUGACAAAGUGGAGAAAAAAGGGUCGAAGGUCAAAGGGGACAAGAAGGGCUCAGUGCCAACAAGGGAGGGAAGGCUGAUUGUGACCGAAGGAUCAGCCCCAGAGGAGGGAACAGCCAAGGAUUUGAAAAAAGAAAAGAUUCCCUCAGAGACAACGAAAGAAAAAAUAAAAGGAGUGAAAUUGGGCAUCAAGGCUGACUCCAAACAGCAGCAUCGUCCGGAUCCCACUGUUCCCACAGAGGAGAGGUCCGAGGGUGAGGCUGCGAUUGAUUUCAACAGGAAGAAAGACAAGCAAGCUAAAGAUAUUUUGAAAAGGUCAAAAAGCCACCCAGAGGUUAAAUCUCUUGACAAGGUCAACGCCAGGCAAGAUGGCAAAGAUGUAGGUGCUGGUAGAAAAGACAAGAGCUGUACCUCCGAGGCUCCCAAACAUAGCUCAGACACAAAGACCAAGAAUUCAGAGGCGGGUCCAAAGGUGAAAUCCGUGUCAGAAAAAACAAGAUCCAAGUCCAGAGACGACUUGAAACCUCAGAGUCCGUUAUUGGCCAAGACAGACAAGAAAAGCCAAGGUCAGGAAGCCAGGGAUAAAGCAGGAACGGCUCCUUGCAAGACCGAGUUCUCCAAGGAGAAGAAAAAGGAGGGAGCCAUGAAAGAGUACAGAAGAGUCUCAGAAGACCGUGUCGAGAAACUGAAGGAUGCAAAGAGCACAAAGAAAACAAGUGAGAAAAAGGCAAAAGAGAACAUUGAGAACGAAAAAAGAGUCUCAGAAGCAGAUGACCUUUCAUCCAGUUCCUCUGCUCCGUCAGCAGUUGCCGAAGAGGUGCAGAACGGAGAUGAAAUUGCUUCUCAGCCUACAGGCAGUCAAGCGCAACAAGUUUCAGAGUCCCUCACAACAUCCGACCUUACAACUCAACAAGACUCGGAUUCUCUUGGUGAAUCAGAUCUCAGAACCUCACAGGUCUUGGAGUCCUUUACAGAAAGUCCUGUCUCAACAGCGCAGGGCAUGGAUUCUGCUGUAGAGUCUAAUUCCACAGACCAGUACAACUCGGAGUCUCUUAGAAGGUCUGACCUUACUUCAGACUCGCAAGCUAUGGAUACUGUGUCUGAUCCUGCAGCCUUACAAUCCACAGACGUGGAGAUUAAUCUUCCAGCCCCACAAACCAUGGAGACGGAACCCGAACCUUCAAAAUCACAAGCCGUAGAUACAGAGUCUGAUCUUGCAUCUCCACACGCGAGUGCUGCAAAAUCUGAUCUCGCAUCACCACCUGUCUGCGAGGUUCCAAAGAAAUCUCCUGAAGAAUUACAAGGUGAACCUACAGAGUCUGGUUUUGCCACUACACCUUUACUACAAUCUUCAGUUUCUGCUUUUACAGUCCAUCAUACUGAAACAUCAGACGUAAAAUCAAAGGCUGAUCUUGCAACCCCUCAGUCCUCGGACUCAACCCCAGCAUCCCUUCUCAAGGUCCCAGAGUCCUCGGACUCCAUCCCCGAGUCUGAUCUCACUGUUGCCCGGCAAGUUUUUCAGGGUCCAGAUGCGCUUCCUAAUCCGGUCCCUGCUGAUGCUAACAGCACUUCCGUCCCAGACGACAUGUACGACGCCCUGAGUGACAUCACACCAGAUCCUGACGACGACGACGAGGCCGCCAUGAGACUGGCCGAGAGCCAGCCUCAGCCCCGUCCCAUCCCUGCCGAGGCUGACGCCCUCCUUUCCUUGAUGGAUGUCUGUACGUCUGCAGCCGUACGUACCACCGCCAUCGUCGUGUCCGAUGCACAGGAAGCUGAGAGUUCAUUCCGGGAUGCAGAUAUAAAGAUGAAGGAAGCUGCACUCACGUUGCUUUCCAUGGAUCCAGAUCAGGCGGUUUUGCAAAGUUUUGUCGCUGAAGAUUCACAUGUUUCUGAGCAGCCAAUGGAGUCUUUGGCAUCAGAUCUGGUUAAUGCGACAAGUGCGAAAGAGGCAGCCGACAACCACACUGAAGCUUUAGCCAACACAGCCAUCGAAGUAAAAGCCCCAGAUACGGUGUCAGAGGCCGCAACAUCUGAGAUCAUCAACGACGAAACUGAAUCAAAAGCGAAGUCUGAUGUUUGUAAACCAGAAAUGUCUGCUAUCGACGAACCAGCUGGAGAAUCCACUGAGAUCGAUGCCUGCCCAAUACGUACACGCAGUUUGAGUGAGCACAUGCAUACAGCCGAGGCCACAAAGAGUGAAACGGAGAACACUGUGCGAGAGGUUCAGGCACAGGUGGCAGAGGCUCAGGAGGCACAGGCGCACGUGGCAAGGGCUCAGGAGGUGCACGUGACAGAGGCUCAGGAGGUGCACGUGACAGAGGCUCAGGAGGCACAGGCGCACGUGACAGAGGCUCAGGAGGUGCACGUGACAGAGGCUCAGGAGGUGCACGUGACAGAGGCUCAGGAGGCACAGGCGCACGUGACAGAGGCUCAGGAGGCACAGGCGCACGUGGCAGAGGCUCAGGAGGCACAGGCGCACGUGACAGAGGCUCAGGAGGCACAGGCGCACGUGACAGAGGCUCAGGAGGCACAGGCGCACGUGGCAGAGGCUCAGGAGGCACAGGCGCACAUGGCAGAGGCUCAGGAGGCACAGGCGCACAUGGCAGAGGCUCAGGAGGCACAGGCGCACGUGGCAGAGGCUCAGGAGGCACAGGCGCACGUGGCAGAGGCUCAGGAGGCACAGGCGCACAUGGCAGAGGCUCAGGAGGCACAGGCGCACGUGGCAGAGGCUCAGGAGGCACAGGCGCACAUGGCAGAGGCUCAGGAGGCACAGGCGCACGUGGCGGAGGCACAGGAGCACGUGGCGGAGGCUCAGGAGGCACAGACGCACGUGGCAAAGGCUCAGGAGGCACAGACGCACGUGGCAGAGGCUCAGGAGGCACAGGAGGCGCACGUGGCAGAGGCACAGGAGGCGCACGUGGCAGAGGCUCAGGAGGCGCACGUGGCAGAGGCUCAGGAGGCACAGGCGCACGUGGCAGAGGCUCUGGAGGCACAGGCGCACGUGGCAGAGGCACAGGCACACAUGGCAGAGGCUCAGGAGGCACAGGCGCAUGUUGCAGAUGCUCAGGAGGCACAGGCGCACGUGGCAGAUGCUCAGGAGUCCCAGGCUCAGGAGUCCCAGGCUCAGGAGUCCCAGGCUCAGGAGUCCCAGGCUCAGGAGUCCCAGGCUCAGGAGUCCCAGGCUCAGGAGUCCCAGGCUCAGGAGUCCCAGGCUCAGGAGUCCCAGGCUCAGGAGUCCCAGGCUCAGGAGUCCCAGGCUCAGGAGUCCCAGGCUCAGGAGUCCCAGGCUCAGGAGUCCCAGGCUCAGGAGUCCCAGGCUCAGGAGUCCCAGGCUCAGGAGUCCCAGGCUCAGGAGUCCCAGGCUCAGGAGUCCCAGGCUCAGGAGUCCCAGGCUCAGGAGUCCCAGGCUCAGGAGUCCCAGGCUCAGGAGUCCCAGCCAGAGAUACCAGAGGUUCAAUUGCAGGAGGCAAAAACUCAGGAGUCCCAGAUACAGGCACAGGAACCUCAGACACAUGAGGCACAGGAAAUGCAGAAGUCCCAGGUACAGGAGACACGGGCAGAGGAGCUGCAAGUUCAGCAGAAGCAGAGUCCAGCGGAGAAGGCGAUACAAACUCAGGAGACACAAGUGCAACACCUGGAAGAGGUGCAGGAGGCACAGGUGGAGGGGGCCAAGGCACCAGAAGCAAAUUCACCGGAUUCCCAGACACAGGAGGAAAAUGCACCCGAUGCUGAGGUGACAAGUGUGCCAGAAGUGCAAUCCCAGGAGGCACCGACACCCCCAGCACGGAGAGGCCGACGUCCUAAAUUGGUCAAAGCCAGUAGCACAUCAAAGUCAGACGGACAAGAAGAGGACAAAUCUGAUGUGUCCGAAGUGGACGAAGGCAGAGCGACCCGUAAAGGACGACGGUCCAAUCAGAGAGCAGCGUUCACCAAGGACACCGCAUCCAAACCUCAAACAAGUCAGAAGGCCAAAGACACAGAGGCUAGCAAACAAUCACAGAAAAAUAGUGAGGAUGAGGAGGUUGACGAAGGAGGCAGAACAACACAGCAAAGAUCAUCUAAGGUCUCAGACUCUUCAGAGAAAGAAGCCUCAUCCAAGCCUGAAGAAGCUGAGCCAACUGAAGAGGAAGUGGAGCAAAAAGAGGUGCGUAAAAGAAGGCGUUCUGGAGCUCAGACAGCCGCUGUCGCAAAGCCGGCACUGAGAAGAAAGAAGUCUGACCAAGCAGAGGAUCUGGAGAAAGUGGGAAACGAAACUGCAGCUGAGGAGAGAGACGAGGAGCCUGUGAAAAGAGCACGGCAAGAUAGCGAGAGUGUGACUGAGGAAGAAGAGGAAGGAAAUGAAGAGAAAAAGGAAGACGACAGAGACACGGAGAGCUCUAAAGAUAAGGCUGAGGAUCAGGAACCCGUGAGAAAGACUCCACGCCGAGGAAGAUCCUCAAAAAACACUUCUAACAUAGAUGACCCGGCCACUUCAGAGAAGAAAGAGGGAGAGACCGAAACCGGUGACGACGACGAAAAACAAGAAGAGGAGGAAACCAAAAUUAGGGCCACAACACGUUCUGCAUCUCGGCUGGAGGCUGAAAAAAAUAAGCUAAAUAAGCCAUCGACCAGAGCAGUGAGCAAACUGAGUGGGAAAGAAGAGAGCUCUCCAAACACACGGUCCUCUCGUUCUCAGAGUGCUACUGCAGUGAAGGGCCGUAAGGGCGACUCAAGUUCUCCGACACCUCGGACCCGUGCCGGAAACAAAUCUGAAGAACCACCCUCAAAGAGAACCAAACGAUGAUGUAAAUUUGUGUAUAUUAUAUGUGUGUGUGUGUGUGUGUGGGUGUGUGUGUGUGUGUAGCCCAGUCAGCUUUGUUAAUUAUAUAUUCCUUGUUCGGUGCAAACAGAGUAGCUUUGUGUGGCUCUUUCACUGUAAUGACAUCGUCGUUUAACGUGAUCACACCCAGCUGCAGAUGUCAGAAGGAGAUGUGUGUACAACCUCACUGACACACUCCUGCUGACCAGCUUUAUGCUCUCAGGAUUGUGACCAAGCAGUAUGUUUUAGAACCAGCAUUUUUAAUGCGAUCAUGUCUGUCUGUCUGUCUGUCUGUCUGUCUUCUUGCGUACAAUAUAUCUCGAACUCUACACAACAUUUCGAUCUCUAAAUAUAUUUUCAGAACGUUGGGGACAAACCACAUUCAGCUUACUUCCAAUACAAUCCCAAAGUGUUCCAGUGUGCAUCUUCAGAAAGUCCUAGAUCUGAAACACGUCAUGUUUUCUCUACAGGACGCAGUGUGUGUGUUGUUUUGUCAUUCCAACAGUACUGUUUCCUGUUGGGAGACAUGAAAAGCGUAUGUUCUAGAACUCUCUACAAUGCACUCGCCGGUGUAUAUUUCAGUAAGCACCACCCCGUGUUUCACUAGAGUUCUAAAUAGUCUCGGUAGAAACGUGAGAAUCAUAUUCCUUACGUAGCCGUACUGGUGGGGAAAUGUGUACUCUAUAGCCAGAAAAGGUAUCCAUUUUAUAUAUAAUAGAUAACAUUGUCUAAUGUUGGUCUAAUUGUUGUUUUGUUUUUCGGGGGGUGGGGGGUGGGUUGUUUGUGGGAAAAUACAUCGAUUAAAUGCAUAACGUGUAGCUCAAAGCAAUCCAUACUCCUCGGUACAGUAGUAUCUACUCUCCUAGUAAAAAUGUCCUAGGAUCCAAACGCUUUUUUUUUUUCUUUCUCUCCCCCUCCUCGGAAUGUACACCACUAUAUUUGCUUGUUCCACACAGUGAAACACGUUUUAGUUUAUUAUGCAUCUCGUGUCAUUUUGUCGUGUAUCUGCUGAGCCUGUUGGCAUGUUCAACAUGAAGACACUCAUUCUGUGAAUGUAAAGAACUGAGCUAUUUCUUUUAUACAUUUAGCUUUUAUUAUAAAGGCCACUGGGACCAUGAA
Tachysurus fulvidraco (yellow catfish) is the source of this 7872-nucleotide messenger RNA. RefSeq names its product biorientation of chromosomes in cell division 1-like 1 (gene bod1l1). NCBI's taxonomy places the organism in Eukaryota, Metazoa, Chordata, Actinopteri, Siluriformes, Bagridae. The record is from RefSeq and is a predicted model, not a curated record. The transcript has 27 exons. Bases 133 to 6738 code for a protein of 2201 amino acids.